Messenger RNA from Sphenostylis stenocarpa, 327 nucleotides. Lineage: Eukaryota; Viridiplantae; Streptophyta; Magnoliopsida; Fabales; Fabaceae. The record is from the annotation of a GenBank genome assembly.
AUGGCUUGUGGGUGUUCAUCAACAGCAAUGGCAGAGAAGAUUUCAUGGAAUUGUGCUGUAUUUGUGGCACUAAUGCUGGUGUUGAGUAGCUGCGAGUCAAGCACUAGUGAUUUUACGAAUCAGAUGUUUCAGGAGAAAGUCAACAACAGAAAUUACAACAAGGUGUGUGAUGAGAUUUACGUGGUUCGUGAGGGAGAGACCCUUCAAACAAUCAGUGAAAAAUGUGGGGAUCCUUAUAUUGUUGAAGAGAACCCACAUAUCCAUGACCCUGACGAUGUUUUCCCUGGCCUAGUUAUCAAGAUUCGCCCCUUCACCAAUAGAUCAUAA